GUCACAUGGGAUCGAUCUGUUUCGGAGAGUUGGAGAAGUCAUCGUGAGAAGGCUGCCUCCAGGACAGCGCUGCCAGAAGGAAAAUGUCCAAAAUCCAUAGUGAAAAGUCCUUCAUCACGAGACACCGGCUGUCCACCCACUCCACAGACGAAGAGCUGGCUGUCAUCGAGAAUGGAGACAGCAGAGCUCUGUCGUGUGGUGAAGAGGAGUCAGACAGAGCAUUGUCCACCCGAGCCUCCUUCACUGGGGCUGGAGCGAUGGCGCGGCUUUCUCACUUCUUCCUCAUGCUGCGCUCCUGGGUCAUCCACAGAGGUGACACUGAGGUGGAGCGCCAUGACUCAUUUCUGGAGAGAUUCCGAGGUCCAGAGCUCCAAGACAUCGCGAGUCGAGGGAGCAAUGCCACCCAAUCUGUGGGGCUCAACGACGCCGUACGCAAGAGGAAUCUUGCAAACAAGUGGCCUCUGGCUGCUUACAACAUGAAUAAUUGCAACAACACAGAUGACAAAAAGGAAGACAAAAAAGAGGAGAUUAAGAAAGAAGAGAAAAAGGAAGAAGAGAAAAAAGAUGAAAAGAAAGAAGACAAAAAAGAAGAUGAGAAAAAGGAUGACAAUAAAGACGAUAAGAAAGAUGAGAAAAAGGAUGAUAAGAAAGAUGAGAAAAAGGAUGACAAGAAAGACGAUAAAAAAGACGAUAAAAAGAAAGAGGAACCUCCGAAAGAAAUCUGGAUUAUGGACCCAGCUGCAGACAUGUAUUACAGAUGGCUGACUGUCAUCGCUGCACCAGUAUUUUAUAAUCUUAUCAUGAUUGUAACAAGAGCAUGUUUUAACGAGCUACAGGACACCUACACAAAGUUGUGGAUUUUCCUUGACUACACUUCAGACUUCAUCUAUUACACAGAUACAUUUGUCCGGUCAAGAACAGGAUAUCUGGAACAGGGCCUAUUGGUGAAAGAUGCCAAGAAACUGCGAGCCAAAUACAGAACCACACCUCAGUUCAAAUACGACAUGAUUUCAAUGAUCCCAACCGAUCUGCUGUUUUUAAAGUUCGGAUACAACAACCCAGAGUUUCGAUUCAACCGCCUUUGUAAAAUGGCCAGACUUUUUGAGUUCUUUGAGCGGACUGAGACCAGAACCAGCUACCCAAACAUGUUCAGAAUUAGCAACCUUGUGCUUUACAUCCUGGUUAUUAUCCACUGGAACGCAUGUAUGUUCUUUGCCAUCUCAAAAACAAUUGGAUUUGGGACGGACACAUGGGUUUAUCCCAAUAUUAGCCACCCGGAACAUGGACGAUUGGCAAGGAAAUACAUUUAUUCCUUAUACUGGUCCACUUUGACACUCACUACCAUUGGAGAGACCCCGCCUCCAGUCAAAGAUGUGGAGUUUUUGUUUGUCAUUGCAGAUUUUCUUACCGGUGUGCUGAUUUUCGCCAGUAUUGUCGGUAACGUAGGUGCUAUGAUUUCUAACAUGAAUGCCUCCCGUGCUGAAUUUCAAGCCAAAAUUGACUCCAUAAAACAGUACAUGCAGUUUCGAAAAGUCACCAAGGAUUUAGAAGCCAGGGUGAUCAAGUGGUUUGACUAUUUGUGGACAGAGAAGAAGACAUGCGAUGAGAAAGAAGUGUUGAAAUUCCUACCUGAUAAAUUGAAAGCUGAAAUCGCCAUCAAUGUGCAUUUGGAUACGUUGAAGAAAGUGCGUAUUUUUCAGGAUUGUGAAGCAGGGUUGUUGAUUGAGUUGGUGCUUAAGCUGCAGCCACAAGUGUUUAGUCCUGGAGAUUAUAUUUGCAAGAAGGGAGAUAUUGGAAGAGAAAUGUACAUUAUCAAAGAAGGGAAGCUGGCUGUGGUAGCUGAUGAUGGGGUAACACAGUUUGUAGUGCUUAGUGAUGGAGCAUACUUUGGAGAAAUUAGUAUUUUGGGAAUCAAAGGUAGUAAAGCUGGAAAUAGACGAACAGCCAAUAUCAGAAGUGUGGGAUACUCUGAUCUUUUUGCCCUAUCCAAAGAUGAUUUGAUGGAAGCUUUAACGGAGUACCCAGAAGCUAAAAAAGCCUUGGAAGAGAAAGGUAAAGCCAUUUUAAUGAAAGAUAACCUUAUUGAUGAGGCAGUCGCUAACGCCGGAGCAGACCCUAAAGAUUUGGAGGAGAAGAUUGUGAAAUUGCAGUCUAACUUGGACUCAAUGCAGUCCAAGUUUGCACAGCUCAUGGCAGAGUUCACUUCGACACAAACUAGGAUGAAGCAGAGGGUCACAGACAUGGAGGCAAAAGUGAAAUCUAUAAAACCGGAAGAUUUGUCUGAGGUGGUGGCUGACAAGGACAAAAAAGUACAAUAAUCAAACUAUUUGCAAAGACUUUUCA
Periophthalmus magnuspinnatus is the source of this 2343-nucleotide messenger RNA. It is a transcript of the gene cnga3a, whose product is annotated as cyclic nucleotide gated channel subunit alpha 3a. Gene Ontology annotation, molecular function: cGMP binding; intracellularly cGMP-activated cation channel activity; protein-containing complex binding. Gene Ontology annotation, biological process: monoatomic cation transmembrane transport. Gene Ontology annotation, cellular component: plasma membrane; intracellular cyclic nucleotide activated cation channel complex. The coding region runs from base 84 to 2318 and encodes 744 amino acids. The record is from RefSeq and is a predicted model, not a curated record. The transcript has 9 exons. Lineage: Eukaryota; Metazoa; Chordata; Actinopteri; Gobiiformes; Gobiidae.